UCAAUCUUCGUUACUAUUUUAAUGAACUUUUGAAAAUGUUUAUCCAGCCAACAUUGAUGAUAAACCAUAGAAGCAUAAACAUUUCAGGAGUUACUAGAUAAUUUUACCAGACAGGUUCUAAUAGUCAUGAUGCGAUUCGGUAAAGUUUCAUUUCUGCUGUUUUUAUUUGAGAUUUAUUUUCAAUCUGCUUGCGGCGAAAACCUAUUCGUCUACCCAGACGUGUUUAAUGAUACUGAUCGAGAUUUAUUUGAAGUUGGGUCUUUUCCAAAUGAUUUCCAAUUCGGUGUUGCUACUUCAGCCUAUCAGGUGGAGGGUGGGUGGAAUGUGGAUGGGAAGGGGGUGAACAUAUGGGACACCUGGACCCACCCACCCCUCAGUCCAGUCUACCAACAUCAGACAGGAGACGACACUGACAAGAGUUAUUAUUUGUGGGAGAGGGACAUCCAACUAAUCAAAGAUUUGGGCGCCAAAUUCUACCGCUACUCCAUCUCGUGGGCUCGCAUUCUCCCACGUGGAGUCUACGAAACCGAAGACGACAUCAACUGGGCAGGAGUUUAUUUCUACAACGAAACCAUCAAUAACUUGACCAGAGCGGGAAUCGAACCUAUGGUCACAUUGUUCCACUGGGAUUUACCGCAAGCGUUACAAAACAAAGGUGGCUCAAUUGUGCCCGAGCUAUCUGAUUGGUUCGCGACAUAUGCCGAGUUGUGUUUUCGGCUAUUCGGCGAUCGGGUAAAAACUUGGAUCACUUUCAACGAGCCUAAAUCGGUCGCAAUUUGCUACGAGCUUGCAGAAUGCGCCCCUGGAAUUCUAAAAAUAGGGGUCGGUUACUAUUUAGUUUUACAUUAUCAAUUGCUUGGUCACCAGAAAGCGUGGCAUAUUUACGACCAGAAAUACAGAAGUUCCCAGCAAGGCAUUGUCGGAAUAACUGUUAACGGGGGUUGGGCUAUCCCUUUUUCCGAUUCACAAGCCGAUAUCGAUGCCGCUAACCGAGAAAUGGAAUUAAAAUUAGGAAGUCUGCUGUCGCCUUUAGUCGGGACAGGUAAUUACCCGCAAGUCAUGAUUGACAGCAUUGGAAACCGAAGUCUACAACAGGGUUUCAACGAAUCACGACUUCCGAAAUUUACCGCCGAAGAACAAAAAUUGCUCCUCGGGGCGACUGAUUUUGUGGGGAUUAAUUACUACACCGCUUCAGUAUGCAAAGCGGCGAACUUCCCAACUAGCCGAAUUCCCAGAAUGUUUAACGACCAAGACGUGUACAAAUUCCAGCUGCCAGAAUGGCCAAAAUCGGCGUCGUCGUGGCUGAAAUCAGUUCCAUAUGGACUCAGAAAAAUAUUAAAAUGGGUAAAAAGUAAGUACAAUUAUGGAAACAAAGCAAUAUACUUAACAGAAAAUGGCUUCAGUGAUUGGCCUAGAAGUUGCAAUGAUUCUCUUGACGUGAACAAAACUCAAUAUAUUGUGGCGCAUUUGAACGAAUUAUACAAAUUGAUCAAACAUGACAAAAUAAACGUGAAAAGAUACACCUUAUGGUCUUUGAUUGACAACUUCGAAUGGAUUGAUGGUUUCAGCAAAAAGUUUGGCGUGUUUUGCGUUGAUUUUGACGAUUCAGAAAGAACUCGAGUUUCGAGAUACUCCUCCAAAAUAUUCUCAGAAAUAAUCACCAAUAACGGAUUUGACAACUCUUCAUUAAUCAAAAAUUUGAAUGAUAAUAACAUUUUGACAGCUGUUUCUUGAUUGAUGAAACUUUUUUAAUGAU
Messenger RNA from Symsagittifera roscoffensis, 1756 nucleotides. RefSeq names its product cytosolic beta-glucosidase-like. NCBI's taxonomy places the organism in Eukaryota, Metazoa, Xenacoelomorpha, Acoela, Convolutidae. Gene Ontology annotation, molecular function: beta-glucosidase activity. The transcript has 3 exons. Bases 127 to 1734 code for a protein of 535 amino acids. The record is from RefSeq and is a predicted model, not a curated record. Gene Ontology annotation, biological process: carbohydrate metabolic process.